AUGGUAGUUGACGAUGUUGAUUGGGAAGACCUUGUUAUUGAGACCCUUGUUCUUCAUCAAGUAAAAGAUGAGGAAAUUGAGACGGGACAUUACAAUACCUUACUGGAUUUACAUAAAAUCUUGGAGAGAGGAGAUGUUUUUAAACAUACUUAA
Molecule: messenger RNA, 153 nt
Organism: Sphenostylis stenocarpa
Lineage: Eukaryota; Viridiplantae; Streptophyta; Magnoliopsida; Fabales; Fabaceae
Source: the annotation of a GenBank genome assembly